AUGAGCGCACCCAAAAACGCCCCUGCAGCGGCCAAAGCAGCAGGUGGCUCAAAGUCGCUCCAAGCCUCAUCACCAUCACCACCAACACCACCACCACCGCCGGCGGCCUCCACCGGCAACACCACCCAGCCCCCACCAGCAGCCGCGCCAUCAUCGGCCUCGGCAAAGAACAAGAAGAAGAAGGCCAAGCAAAGAGCCAAAGCAGCGGCCGCAAAGCAAGCUGCUGCUGGCGGCGGCGGCGCAGGGACUGGCGCAUCGACGCCGACGAGUGGAGGAAGCACACCCGUCACCGUCUCCGAGCCGACCUUUGCUGCUGUCAACCUGCCUGGGCCCCCGGCAUCCCACGCCCCGACCCAGAAGGACCUCAACGGCCUGGCUGAGGAGCUCAAGCGCGAGGCCGCUCCUCAGGCAGCUGCCCAGCUCACUGCGCAAGAGUCGGCUAAACCUCCCCCAGUUCCCAUCACAGCCCCACUCUUGCCCGCCGGCGAGGAGCAGCCCGACUUUGGCCAGCGUGGCUCGGCCGGCGCCGGCUUCCUCCCUGAGGAAGGCAUCCCCGCGCCGCUCCCUCCCAACGCCAGCGCCAUGUUCGUGGACGACGCCGAGGACGCCGCCUUCGACAUCAGCGUCAACCCCGAGGACAACACGUUCGAGGCACCUCCACGGCCACAGGCGCAGACGCACCCUGCCACGUCGGUCCUUCCCUCUGCAGAGCCGAUUGUUGACAGCGACUUUGUGGAGGGGGCUUUCGGCGAGCCUCAGACGCUGGAGGCGGCUCUCGGAGCUGACGAGGCGGCGCCGAUCACAGCCAAGGCAGCAACUACGGUCGCUCCUGCUGUCAUUGAGGCGCUGGCACCUGCCCCAGCAGCCCCUGCCCCAGCUCCAGUUGUCCCCGCAGCUUCCGCUACUCCGGCGGUCCACACCACUCACGCUCAUGCUGCCCACGUCGACCGCUUCGCAGCGGACGACGACUUCAAGCCAAAGCCCGACAUCCCCGCCGACUGGGUGAGCUCCACUCCGGCCCCGAUCCCAGACCAGGAGUCUGGUCCUGUACACGCCUCGGCUCUGUUCAGCGACGAGGCUGAGUCGGCUGCGUUCGACAUUCCCGAUGUUGAAGAGGACACGAGCCUCAUCCCGCCUCCACCCAAGGCGCGCGCCAGCCAGGCCCCGCCAACCCCCAAGGAUGUUGGAGGUGUUGGUGCUGGAAGCGCACCGGCUGGCUGGGUUUCGUCUGACCCAGCCCCGAUUCCAGACCAGGAAGGAGGGCCUGUCCACGCCUCGGCGCUCUUCUCAGACGAAGCCGAGUCGGCUGCUUUCGACAUCUCAGACGUCGAGGAAGACACGAGCCUCAUCCAGGGCCAGGCGACCGCCGCGACUCCGGCUGCCAAGUCACGCGCCACCCCCGCCCCAGCAACUAUCCCCGCAGACUGGGCUCGCUCCAACCCCGCCCCCAUCCCCGACCAGGAAGGUGGCCCCGUUCACGCUUCUGCGCUGUUCUCCGAUGACGCCGAGACCGCCGCGUUCGGUGUUCCCGACGUCGAGGAGGAUACAAGCCUCAUCCCGCCCCCACCACCCGCGAGCAAGGUGGCCCGUCAGGCCGCUCCUCAGGACGUUGGAGGCGUUGGUGCUGGAAGCGCACCAGCGGGCUGGGUGUCGUCUGACCCUGCGCCCAUCCCAGACCAGGAGGGAGGUCCGGUUCACGCAUCUGCUCUCUUCUCUGAUGAGGCUGAGACGGCAGCGUUUGGUGUUCCUGAUGUGGAGGAGGACACGAGUCUACUGAAGACUCAGCCUGUCGCCACUCAGCCUGCUGCCACUCAGCCUGCCCCAACUCGGACUGCAGCCUCUCAACGUGCUGCUGGCAUCCCCGCCGACUGGGUCCGUUCAGACCCAGCGCCGAUUCCGGACCAGGAAGGCGGACCGGUCCACGCCUCCGCUCUUUUCUCUGACGAUGCCGAAACAGCCGCGUUUGGUGUUCCCGAUGUCGAGGAGGACACCUCGCUUCUGAACCAGAAGAGCACCCCUCAAGCCGCGGCCAACAUCCCAGCUGACUGGGUGCGCUCCGACCCUGCUCCGAUCCCCGACCAGGAGGGCGGCCCGAUUCACGCCUCCGCGUUGUUCACCGACGACGCAGAGUCUGCCGCGUUCGGCAUCCCCGAUGUGGAGGAGGACACGAGCCUCCUGCAGGGACAGACCAGGGUUGCUGUACCCACAGCAGUCGACCCAUCACCACCACAGGCUCAGGAGACUGGAGUUGCUGUUGGCACCGCGCCAGCCGGCUGGGUGCGCUCCGACCCCGCACCCAUCCCAGACCAAGAGUCUGGUCCGAUCCAUGCCUCGGCUCUUUUCACUGACGACGCCGAGUCCGCCGCGUUCGAUAUCCCCGAUGUAGAGGAAGACACGAGCCUGUUGAAGGCCGCUAGGCCUGCGGUUCGUGGCAUCCCUGCCGACUGGAUUCGGUCUGACCCUGCUCCUCUUCCCGACCAGCAGCCCGCACCAACGGCGGCGUCCGCUCUAUUCACGGACGACGCUGAGGAGGCCGCAUUUGACAUGCCUGAUGCUAUCGAGGCGACAAACGACGCAAACGCCUUGUUUACUUCUGAUGCCGAUCAAGGCGUGUUCGACAUCAAUACACAGCGUGAGAAGCCAGCCUACGCCCCGCAUGGCGAUGGCACCUCUGCUGCGGCCCUCUUCAGCGACGACGUCGAAUCCAUCGCGUUCGACAUUCCCACGAACAUGGACGUCGCAGACGGCGCUGUCGAUCUGUCGUCUACGGUUGCCAAGGUCGAGGGGGUUACGGCACCUCAGCCGCCUCAGCCGAUGUCGUCGUCCGCCGCGGCUCUGUUCAUCGAUGAUUCAGAGGAGGUCGCCUUCGACAUUGGCCAACCAGAAGCUCUGCAACAGGAUGCAGGUGCCCCCAGCACGGGCCCCGGAAAAGCCGGGCGGAACGAGCCGGAGGCCGCUGCCAACACGUCUAUCCACAGCAUGUUUGCUGGCGAUGAUGACUGGCUCGUCGACACCUCCAACGACGACACGCUCGAUUUUGGCAGGCAAGCCGACAAACGCAGCAACCUCGCUACGAUGGACGAUGAGGAGCCGUUCGAGAUCCCUGAUGGAUGGUACGACGACGACGGCAACUGGCACUGGUACACGGAAGAGGAGCGCGAGGCCGUUCGCCAGUCCAUGGUGGGCGAUUCAGCCUGGAACGCGGCCCCCGAUACCUCGGCAACUUUGGCGCCAGCGCAAUCCGAGAAUGCGGCAAGGCGCACGCCCGAGCCGGAGUCGCAAUCGGCUGUGGCGACCGCCGCUGCCCUCGCCGCCGCUGCGGCCGGUAUCGGUGCCGCUGCUGUCGCCUCCAACGCCUACGCGCCUGCACCAGCUGCCAACCCGUACGCGCCGGCACCUGCUGCGAACCCCUACGCCCCGGCACCUGCGGACCCAUAUGCGCCAGUGAAGAAGCCGGCCCCGGCACCGCAGCCGAACCCGUACACCCCUGCUCAGCAGCCGGGAGCGCUCUACACCCCUGGUUUCCAGCAGCCCGGUACCUUCUCACCUGCUGCUGGUGUGAACGCCUAUGCUCCGAUUCAGGCGCCAUCCCCAUACGCGCCUCAGCAGUCCGCAUACACGCCGACGGGGUACGCCCCGCCAGUCAACACGGCUGCGGCCUACGACCCGUACGCUCCUCAGCCAGGCAUCACGUCGCCCGUGUCGCCCAAGAAAGCGCCAGAGCCCAGGCCGCAGCCCAAGCGCGUCUCGUCCAACGCGUACGACCCGCCGCCUCUCAAGCCGCAGAAGAGCUUCAUUCGCGCCGCGCCCAUCGUCACGCCAGUGGAGCCUGUCGCCCCUCCUCCUCUACCGAACGCGCCGUUCAACAACGCUGCUCCGCCCCCAGCGCCUCCGGCCGGGCCGCCCAAGGGCCGCCCGUCAUCGCAGCGCGCCCCCUCGUCCAACGACAGGCCGCUGUCGCCCCCAGCGCGCAUCCCCUCGACCGGCGCCAACAACGCGUACGACCCACCUAUCGUCGUCAGGAACACGCCGCCUCCAGCGGCCGUGGCCCAGCCAACUGGUUACGCCCCAACCGGCUACUCGCCCGUCUCUCAUACCGCUGCGCUGCCACUCUCGCCGCCAACUGGCCCACCCAAACGGCUGCCGCCAUCGACUCAAACGCAGCCUCCUCCCAAGACGUCGUUUGACCCCCCAAUGCGCCCACCCUCGCGACCAAACUCGAGGCACGCCUCCAAGCCAGUCUUUGCGCCCCCACCGCCAGCUGGGGCUCCCCACGCCGGUGUUCCUCCAGUGCCUCCUGUGCCGCCCAUUCCGGCCGAGUUCCAGCCACCGCCGUCGAGCCGGCCGCCGCAGGGAGCGCCGCCUGCGUUCCAGCCGCCGCCUCAGCAAGGGUCGCCGUCAUUCCAGCCGCCCCCUCUGCCGUCGCAGCACGAAGCAGCACCACCACCGCCACCACCGGCCGGAGCGUCCCUCCCGCCGCCACCCCGCGGCCCAUCGCGUGGCGCAUCAAAGUCGCCAGCGUUUGCUCCGCCUCCCGUCUCCAGGAGCCCUCCCCCGCGCGUAGCUUCUCCGCAGCGCAAUGCGUCAGUCUCGCCGCCGCCCAGCGCGUGGCCACCGCAGCGAGGCCCCUCUCCUGGCCUCGGUGCACCUUUGCGAAGAGUGUCGUCGUCGCACACGGCGCCACCUCUGGUCCCCUCGCCUCUGCGCAACGAGUCGACCCUGCCGUCUCUGUCGGGAGCCCUGCACGGGGCCCACGUACUGCCUGAGCGCCAAGCCCCGAGUCAGGACGACUUUGACCCCGAGGGAGGUGCUGGUGGAUCCUGGGACGACGAGGAAGGUGGCCAGCCGAUCUCGGCCCCACCACGUCGUGAGAGCGUUGCCAAGGCUGUCUCCCCGCCGUCUGGCUACGAACCUCAUGUCCCCGAGCCGGCUCAGUCAGGCUAUGAGCCAGCGCCGUACGUUCCUCCCCCGCAGCCCGCCCAGCAGCCCACACAGUACCCAUCGCAGCCACCCCCGCUACCUCCUCAAAGACCACCCUCGCGGCCGCAGUACGAGCCUGCCCGUCAGGCUUCACCCAAGCCUGCCUCGCUGCCCCCCAAGCGCACUCCCUCGGUGCAAGCGUACACUCCCCUCGACGCCCCGCCGUCCGACAACCGUCGCCCGAGCUUCGAGCCAGUCCCGAUCCAGGCGCCCAAGGAGCAUGUGCAAGCGACGCUGCCUGUCGACGACCCCUACGCCGAGGACCCGUAUGCCCCUGUCAGUGCUCCACCUGCCCAGCCAGCGCCCGCCGACGACUACAACCCGUACGGUCCUUCGGCGUCGUCCGCGCAGACAAACGACUACAACCCGUAUGCCCCAGCUCCUGCUGCGCGCUCGAACGACUACAACCCGUACGAUGGCAAGCCCGCGCACGCAUCGCAGCCGCCGCAAAGUCAGCGGGGACAUGCGUCCAAGCCUUCUUGGACGUCGCAGACGUCUCAGAACGGAGCCGACCCGUACGCGCCGCCACAGCAGCGCAAUGUGAGUGGUGACCCCUACGCUCCGACACAUCAGCGCAACGUCAGUGGCGACCCGUAUGCGCCGACGCACCAGCGCAAUGUCAGCGCAGGCUUCACGCCGGUUAGCGCCAGGACGGAAGAGUACAGCCCGUACUCGCCUUACCCAGGCACCCAGUCGAACACAUACGAGCCUUCACCUUACGCACCUCCGUCGAACAACAACGCCACCGAGGGCCUCUAUUCGCCGGCGCUCGACCCGUACGGCCCACGCACUGUAUCCCCGCAGGCGACGUUUGGCCCCUCAACCCAGCAGCCCAACUACUUCCAACCGACAGGUCCGGCCGACCCGACGUACGUUCCUCAGCAGGUGCUCGAGCAACUCCCAGUCUCAGAGGACCCGCUUGGUCGUUGCACCCCUGCUGCACGCAAUGUCCCCAUCGCGACCUUUGGGUUUGGCGGUGUCCUUGUCACCGCGUUCCCCGGUGGUGCCGAGGCCGACAGCCCGGCGGACGGCGCUGUUUACGGCUAUGGCUCACACCGUGGCCGCGUGACGAUCCGCCCUGUCGAGGAAGUCGCGGAGAAGACUGCGCUCGGCUCCAACGAGACCGUAUUCCCCGGCCCGCUGGUGUUCGACACCUCGGCUCCCCGUGGCGCCGCCGGCGAGAAGAAGAAGCGCGAAGCCGUUUUAACGUACCUCACAACCCGCGCAGACGAGAUUGAGCGCGGCUUGCCUUACCUCAAAUUGUCUGCCAGCGCCGCUCGCCGCGAGGAGGAGGCCAAGCUCGUCAUCGUCCGCGUACUCACUGCUUUCAUCCAGGGCAACGGCCGCGUCUUUGGCGCUCCUGAGGCGGAGGCGGCAUGGCGGAGCGCUUUCCAGCCCCCUGCCUCCUCGCAGCCUUCUGCACCCCAGGCCAACGGCCUCGGAGCGCAGUCUGGCCCCACCACUGCCCGUGCAUCGCCUGCCCAACUGGCGCACCUUUCAUCGCUGCUCCUCACAGGAGAGAAGCGCGAGGCAGCGCAAUACGCGGCGACCUCUGGUCUCUGGUCGCACGCCCUCGUCAUCUCGAGCUCGGUGGACGCUGCUCUGUGGCGCGAGAUGGUCUCGCGCUUCGCCGCCGCCGACCUUGGCGCGACGCAGACCGCUGGACUCAAGGCCGCGUACGCUGUCUUCUCUGGCGUCGGCAACAGCACCGUCGACGACCUCUUCGCCGCCUCCAACGUCACCGACGACCCGUCCGCAGACCAGUGGCGUGAUGUCAUCGGGGCAGUCGUGUUCAACGGUAAGGCGACCGAUCUCAUCUGCCUCGACGAGCUCGGAAGCCGCUUCGCCCGCGCCGGGCUGUUCAACAUCGCGCAGAUCUGCUUCCUCCUGUCGCCCAACUCUCCCUUCUCGGACAUGUCGCCUGGAGCCGGCGAGCGCCAGAUCAUGUUUGUCGAGAAUGCGCGCGACGAAGAUGGCGAGAUCUUUGCCGAGAUUGCAGAGUACGCCCGCAGCCUCGUGCCCACUCCCAAGGGCGUCGACGUGCCGCACCCCGCGCUUCCGCAGCUCCUGCCUUACAAGCUGCACCGCGCAUGGCGGGCUGCUGAGCUCGGUGACACCGAGCUCGCACGCAAGUACUGCGACUCGGUUGAGGCGGCUUCCAAGCCGACCAAGAACUCGCCCUCGGGCCUCAAGCGUCACCUCGCGGCCAGCAUGGAGGACCUGAUCGAGCGGUUGACUGGCACGCCAUCGGUCAACCCGUCCAGCAGUCUCGGCGUACGCAAGUCCAAGUCGAGCGCCACGCUCGGCUCGUGGAUCGAGGGCCGCCUUACCAAGUUCAUCGCGGGCGAGGACGAGGUCCCCGAGGCGGCCAAGCCGGUCGCCGCGUCACCCGCGAAGAAGGAUGUGCCAGUUGGACCAUUCUCGCACUUCAGUUCCAUCAGCCCGGCGGCGAGCGGUGCCAUCUCGCGUACUCCAUCGGCUCUUGACAUGUCGCAACCAAGCACUGCCAACAGUAUGCUCGACCCAACGAUGGCCUUCACGCCCGGCACUAGUGGUACCGGUGGCGGAUACUCUCCCUGGGGAGGCAACGACGACGUUGUCGAUGAGCCGGCGACUGUUGCUUCUGUUGACCUCGGGGACGACGGUGGAGAGUUCAUCAACCCUAUGGGCAACCUCGUAUUCAGCGGGGGCCCGACGCCCACUGCGUCCGACUACACUCCCAAGCCGGCCGCCAACGACUUUGAAGAAGACGACGACGACGACCUCGGCAUGGGCAAUUCCUCGCUGUCGAGAAACAAGACACCAGUCGUUACGGACAAGAACGGGAACGGCGGUGACAGUUACGAGCCCAAGCCUGCAGACAAGGGCAAGGGCAAGGCUGCUCCUGCCGCCGCUUCGACACCAGCGACGUCCGAGAAGGCGCUUGAUGGCAAGCCCGAGAAGGCUGGCUGGUUUGGCGGCUGGUUUGGCGGCAAGAAGAAGGAGGGCGAGAGCGGAGGAACAGGCUACACCAAGGCCAACCUCGGCGACUCGAGUUCCAUGGUGUAUGACCCCGACCUCAAGCGUUGGGUUGUCAAGGGCGCCAAAUCUGCCGCAGCGACUCCCAAGGCGGCUCCGCCACCGCCAUCUCGCGCGCAGACCGCCUCGCCGUCUCACAACCCACGGGAAGCGAUCACUGGCCGAGCGGCGUCAGCCACGCCCCCGCCAGUACCGCCCAUCCCGGCCAACCUACCGGCGUCGAGACGGGCCUCUGGCGCGCCGAGCAGCCUGGGCGGUGCACCGCCCAGCGGCCCACCAACCCGGCCGCCGAGCAGCGCGCCACCACCUGGCGGUCCUUCCAAGGCCGCCACGCCGUCGCUCGACGACCUGCUCACACGGCCGCCGCCGGGCCGUCCUUCGUCCGGCGCAGGGGCGAAGAAGAAACGCGCGACCAACAAGUAUGUGGAUGUGUUCCAAGGAGGAGGGGAGUAG
Messenger RNA from Vanrija pseudolonga, 8451 nucleotides. It is a transcript of the gene sec16, whose product is annotated as COPII coat assembly protein sec16. The coding region runs from base 1 to 8451 and encodes 2816 amino acids. NCBI's taxonomy places the organism in Eukaryota, Fungi, Basidiomycota, Tremellomycetes, Trichosporonales, Trichosporonaceae. The record is from RefSeq and is a predicted model, not a curated record. Gene Ontology annotation, biological process: Golgi organization; autophagy; COPII vesicle coat assembly. Gene Ontology annotation, cellular component: ER to Golgi transport vesicle membrane; endoplasmic reticulum exit site. The transcript has a single exon.